Molecule: messenger RNA, 1423 nt
Organism: Pimephales promelas (fathead minnow)
Lineage: Eukaryota; Metazoa; Chordata; Actinopteri; Cypriniformes; Leuciscidae
Gene: srsf5a
Product: serine and arginine rich splicing factor 5a
Cellular component (GO): nucleus; cytoplasm
Molecular function (GO): mRNA binding
Source: RefSeq, a predicted model, not a curated record
CGAAGACGCCGUAAAAUGGCCAUUUUCAAUGUGUUUACGUCUGUCUUUACAGUCUCUGCUUUACGUACGCAUGCACGAGACGCACGCAAUCUCCUCCCAUUACCCUCCCCCCUGCGCGUGAACACGCAUAUAAAUGCUUCCGCGCGCGGCCGCGUUCCUCAGUCUCGAGAUCAACGCCAUUUUGUCCUGCAAGCGGAGAUUGCCUUGAAUCAUUUUAUCAACAUGAGUGGAUGUCGCGUGUUCAUCGGCCGUCUGAGCCCUCAUGCUCGGGAAAGAGAUGUGGAGAAGUUCUUCAAAGGAUACGGACGAAUCAGGGAGAUUAACCUGAAAAACGGGUUUGGCUUUGUGGAGUUUGACGACCACAGGGACGCAGAUGACGCAGUGUACGAGCUGAAUGGAAAAGAGCUGUGCAGCGAGAGGGUGACUAUUGAGCAUGCCCGCUCUCGCAGGGGAAGAGGUGGUGGCCCAGGCAUGGGAGGACGUUUCUCUCCGCGGUUUGGAGGCUAUCGCCAGUCCCGCAAUGGGGGUUCCAGGUGUGAUGUCCCAGCAAUGUAUGGACCACCAGUGCGCACGGAGCACAGAAUCAUUGUGGAGAACCUCUCCUCUCGAAUCAGCUGGCAGGAUCUGAAGGACUUGAUGAGGAAGGUGGGAGAAGUGACCUUUGUGGAUGCACACAGGACCAAUAAGAAUGAAGGGGUGGUGGAGUUUGCUUCGCACAGUGAUAUGAAGAAUGCCAUCGAGAAGCUGGAUGGAACAGAUCUGAAUGGGCGCAAGCUCAAGCUGUAUGAGGAUCGCAAGAGGAAUCGUAGCAGGAGUCGUUCCCGCAGCAGGAGCAGCUCCCGUUCCCGUUCACCCAGUCGGAGUCGCACCCCUGAGCGUGGAAGCAAGCGCUCUCGCAGCCGCUCAGUCAGUCGCACCCCAGAGAAGAAUACCAGCAACCGCUCUCCUUCCCGCUCUCCGUCUCCUCCGAGGAAACAGAGCCGCUCCCGAUCUGCCUCUGCAGAGAGUCAGCACUGAAAGUAACUGUGUGUGUGUGUGUGUGUGUGAGAGAGAGAGAGUGAGCUUUUUUCACUUAUUAAUGUGGCAUCUCAUUGUGCUACUGUAGUGUAAAUUACUGACUGAGUUGAAUGGAUGAAUGUGUAUGAAGAUGUUUUGAUUUAUUUCUAAUGCUAAUGAGCUGGGUGGGUUUAAAUGAUAAUGGAAAGGGUUAAGACUAGAUAUUUUUCACAAAUGUCUCAUUUUGUUUUCUAUUUUUAUUUGAUCAAUAUCAGUCCUGGAGUACUUCUGUAGAGAACUUAAAUGUAUGUGAGUUUUGUUUCUCAAACUCGCCUGUUAAUUUGUUUUUGAGUCUUUAUGGUUGUUCAACAGAAGGUUAUGCCUGUAUAUACACUCUGGAAUAAAGUAUAUUGGUAUUUGGCAGAGA